This is a messenger RNA of Exaiptasia diaphana, 1503 nucleotides long. Its product is annotated as allatostatin-A receptor. Gene Ontology annotation, cellular component: membrane. The transcript has 3 exons. Gene Ontology annotation, biological process: G protein-coupled receptor signaling pathway. The coding region runs from base 66 to 1250 and encodes 394 amino acids. The record is from RefSeq and is a predicted model, not a curated record. Gene Ontology annotation, molecular function: G protein-coupled receptor activity. NCBI's taxonomy places the organism in Eukaryota, Metazoa, Cnidaria, Anthozoa, Actiniaria, Aiptasiidae.
ACCUUUGACCAUAAUCAUUAUUGCUUGAUAACAACAUCCAGAGGCUGCACACUGUUACAAACUGAAUGAUGGGUGAGCAAGUCGGUUUGAAAAUAGCCUUUGGCAUAAUAGCAGUGCUUGCUUUGACUUGCAAUGGAUUAUUUUGCUUGGUUCUAUUGAUGGAUCGUAAGAUGUUGAAUACUGCCUGUAACGUAUUACUAUUCAGCCUUGCUGUGACUGACAUGUUCACAGGCAUCAGUCUGUUCGUCACGCCAAGCUACAUCAUUGGUCCAGACGAUUUUAAUAUCCCAGAAGGCAUAGCGGGUGAUCUAUUUUGCCGCCUUCUCUACUCGCAGUGCAUCGUAUUCACGUUGGGUAUCGUGUCAGUGUACACGUUGACAUGCAUGGCUGUAGAAAGGUGGUACGCCGUCACACGUCCGCAAAAAUACAAGCUGGUAUUUUCUAAAAACAAAAAGUACAUUUAUGUUGGCAUCGUGUGGGUUCUGUCAUGUCUUCUAAACUCACCACACGCAUUGGAGAUGGAGCUUUCUUCUAACAACAACUCGUCCAAACCACAGUGUGUAUGGGUGACAACCAUUACCAACCAGAAAACUAGAUAUGCGGUAGCCUUCCUGGAAUUCCUUGGCAAAUACUUUUUACCAGUCUUCGUAACCUGUGCUACGUUUAUCAGUCUGAUGCAUACGGUCAAGAAACCAAACAGUUUGUUUCUUCGUCACCGUGGCAACGCCGGUGUUCGCCUUCUACGCAUGUGUACUUUCACUGCUUUUGUGCUUGCGUUUUGUUGGUUCCCAAAUCAGUUGUAUUAUCUACUGUUCAAGUUUCACGUCACGCAGCUCAACGUCCCCGGUCAUCACGCAACCGUGGUAUUAUGUAUGUUCAAUUCCUGUGUCAAUCCAUGGGUUUACUGUGUCACAAACAAAACAUACAGAAGAAAGUUCUUUUCACUUUUCCGCAAGUGCUUUCCACAGCUGGGAGAAAGUGAAACGUCCACUGCUUUUGAUGGUUCAACCGCGCCAGGAGGAGAAGCAAAAACUUUAUCAAUGAUAAGAUCAUCUGCUUCUUGUAUUCUUGAAAAAGUCAAACAUUUUGACAACAAAGGAGUUGUAGAUUCCGAUGACCUUGAAAUCAUUGAGCUAUCUAAACAAAAACCACUAGAAAAUAAAGAGGAAAAACAAAUGGGACGCAUUUUCAGCCCUUCUAAUGAUCCAGAAAAUCAUCAAGAACACCAACAACGAGACUACAUCUGCUGAGAGAAAAGAUGAAGAACUUUAUUCAGUAGCGCUUGUUGCCCACUAUCAUAUUAAUAUAUAACCCGUGUGAAAUGUAAUCAAGAAAAAAUGUUAUGUUUGUACAAAGUGUAUUUCCACGACAAUGCUAUUUCGUAAGGUCUGGCCACGUAUGUAUACUUUGUAAAUUGACGUAUAGAUUUCUAAAAGAUAUGAAUAAUAUAUUAUAUAUACAGCUAUUUGCAAUAAUUCUGACCCCCCUACACUAAUAUUCAUA